Dibothriocephalus latus is the source of this 1509-nucleotide messenger RNA. The record is from the annotation of a GenBank genome assembly. NCBI's taxonomy places the organism in Eukaryota, Metazoa, Platyhelminthes, Cestoda, Diphyllobothriidea, Diphyllobothriidae.
AUGUAUUUGUUUACAAUCCAAAUCAAAUACCUUAUUGCCCUGACACUACUCCGUCAAAAGCGCCGCUUUUUUGUCUCAAAUCGUCUUAUGAAGAUAGCACAACAGUUUUCCGAUCGAAGGAAUGUACAGCCAAGCCGUGUUAAGAAAGUUGACUCUUGCAUCCAAAAAUUAAAGGCAGCCUUAGAGUUUGGCGUGUUCAACUCAAAAACAACUUUGCUGAGUUUUUCACAUUGUGCUUUCCAAUUUUUGUUCAAGUACCCGGUGGAACAAAUAUUCAGAUCGAUCAGUUACGCCCUACUGGACACAGCUACUCGGGAGUACCUCUUUCUGGGAGAUUUCUUCCUACAUGGCUUCUGUUCACCGGCGACUGGACCAGAGGCCUCGGAGGGUGGAGAUGAAGACAAGCCUAGUCCACCCUCUCCCAGCCGCACUUCUGAUCCACCUCACAGUGGUGUCGAAGCUGCAGCUUCCCUCUUCAACAAACUCUUCGCCAGAACUCUGAACAUGCUAGAGACUAGCGUGAUACCCCAACUUGUCGCGACCGGUGCCUACGAUCUCCUCGGCCUGAUGCUUUGCGUUCAGUUGGUGCACGCCAUGAUCACUCUGGGUGCAGAACGCCGGGCUCCUGUUCUAACACCCUUGGAUGCCUCGCAGUUCAGCCAGGCUGCAGCAACUUACCUGCCGCGGUCCAACCGUGGUGGCAUUAAUGAGGCUGCUGCCAUCAAUCUUACACCCCGCGCUUACUGCCUUAUUCGACCGCAUCCUGUAGCUCGGCGCUAUGCUGAGUUGGCAGCCAGUCUUCACAGCAUUGGACAGGCCCCUCUGAAGGAUUCAAAUGCUUCGGAGGCUUCUAAUGCUUCCGUUUCUGCACCUUCGCCCCCUGCGUCCGCAUCAACGUCGGCGGGCACCGGUGGUGCGGCUGAGCGCUCGCAGCUUUCUGUAUCCACUCAACUGGAUGCGCGCAUAGUCCUCUCCCUCUCGCGCAUGCACGUGGAAUUUGAGGCCGCCUGCUACCGACUGGCCAAAACCUUACCUCGCGAAAGACUUCGCCUGAUUUUCCUCAUUAACAACUUUGAUCUCGUCAUCAGUGUCCUAUCUGAGAAAGGGGCAGGUAACUGUCCUGAGGUGCAGCGGUGUCGAGAGGUUAUUGCGACACACACCAGUGCCUACAUCGACCAGGCAUUGUUGCCCUACUUUGGCAGCAUGAUUAGUUUUAUCAGCGCCGUGGAGAAUCGUCAACCCGGACGUGUGACUCACAUCGUGAAGGGCUUCAACAUUGAUUGGAAAAAUUCAAUCGAGAAAAUAAACGGAGAAAUCAUGCUUGAAUUCGCAAACUUCACCCUGGGCACGCAAAUCUUUCAGGCCCUGCUUGCACAGUUGGUGCAAGUUUAUAGCCGGUUUCAGAAUGUCAUGGCUCUACCUCCCUAUAACACUAUGCCGGUGCGGAAUCAGCUUGUCAGUAUCCAUCAGAUAAUGAAUGAAAUUAAACGGUUCAAAUCGACCUUCUGA